This is a messenger RNA of Rhodamnia argentea, 1072 nucleotides long. RefSeq names its product epoxide hydrolase A. The transcript has 3 exons. Bases 37 to 993 code for a protein of 318 amino acids. Gene Ontology annotation, molecular function: hydrolase activity. The record is from RefSeq and is a predicted model, not a curated record. NCBI's taxonomy places the organism in Eukaryota, Viridiplantae, Streptophyta, Magnoliopsida, Myrtales, Myrtaceae.
GAAACUCAUCCACCGGCCCAACCUCUUCAUAAAGCCAUGGAAGGAAUCGAGCACAGGACCCUGUCCGUCAACGGCAUCGCCAUGCACGUGGCGGAGAAGGGCCGCGGCGGCCCGGCCGUCCUCCUCCUCCACGGCUUCCCGGAGCUCUGGUACGCCUGGCGCCGCCAGAUCCACGCGCUGGCCUCGCUGGGGUACCGGGCCGUGGCCCCCGACCUCCGCGGCUACGGCGACACCGAGGCCCCCGCCCCGGCGGAGCGCUACACGUGCCACCACGUGGUCGGGGACCUGGUGGCGCUGAUGGACGAGCUGGGGGAGGAGAAGGUGCACGUGGUGGGUCACGACUUGGGGGCGCUCGUCGGGUGGUACCUGUGCAUGUUUAGGCCCGAGCGGGUGCGGUCGUACGUGUGCUUGACGGUGCCGUUCCGGCCGAGGCACCCGAGGAUGAAGCCCGUCGAGUCCAUGCGCGCGCUUUUUGGCGAUGACUACUACAUCUGCAGAUUUCAGAAACCCGGAGACAUUGAAUCCGAGAUCGAACGCAUCGGCGCGAGGAACAUGCUUAGGAAGAUACUCACGGAGCGCAAACCCGGUCCGCCCAUGUGGCCUAAAGGAGAAGAUGUCGGCGUCGGUCCCGGCAAGCCGGUUGCUUUACCCUCUUGGCUUACGGAGGAAGACCUUGAUUAUUACACCAGCAAGUUCGGAAAGAGGGGUUUCACCGGAGGCCUCAACUACUACCGCGCCAUGGAUCUGAAUUGGGAGCUAACAGCGCCAUGGACCGGGGUGCAAGUGAAAGUGCCAGUGAAGUUCAUAGUCGGGGACUUGGACAUGACGUACACGAGUCCAGGAGUGAAGGAAUAUGUGCACGGUGGCGGGUUCAAGAUGGACGUGCCGCUCCUGGAAGACGUCGUGGUGAUGGAAGGCGCCGGCCACUUCAUCAACCAAGAGAGGGCAGCGGAAAUCAAUUCUCACAUCCACGACUUCAUCAAGAAGUUCUGAUGGACGCUGUCCACGCCUUUCUGUUAUAUUGUAUUUCCAAGCCUUUCUGUUAUAUUGUAUUUCCAAACCUUGCGACGAU